AUGAGUUCAGAUGCAGAGAUGGCAAUCUUUGGAGAAGCUGCUCCCUAUUUACGGAAGCCUGAAAAGGAAAGAAUUGAAGCCCAGAAUCGCCCAUUUGAUGCUAAGACAGCCUGUUUUGUAGUGGAUGAAAAGCAAAUGUAUGUGAAAGGUACCAUACAGAGUAGAGAAGGUGGCAAAGUCACAGUUAAAACAUAUGCUGACACAACGAUGACUGUAAAGGAUGAUGAAGUCUUUCCCAUGAACCCUCCCAAAUUUGACAAAAUCGAGGAUAUGGCCAUGAUGACCCACCUCCACGAACCCGCUGUGCUGUACAACCUCAAAGAGCGUUAUGCAGCCUGGAUGAUCUACACCUACUCGGGUCUCUUCUGCGUCACUGUCAACCCCUACAAGUGGGUGGUGCUGGGCUGCCGAGCAAAGAUGCGCAAGGAGUCCCCUCCACACAUCUUCUCCAUCUCUGACAAUGCCUAUCAGUUCAUGCUGACUGAUCGUAACAAUCAGUCAAUCCUUAUCACUGGAGAAUCCGGUGCAGGGAAGACUGUGAAUACAAAGCGUGUCAUCCAGUACUUUGCAACAAUUGCAGUUACUGGUGAAAAGAAGAAAGACCAACAGCCUGGCAAAAUGCAGGGAACUCUGGAGGAUCAGAUCAUCCAGGCCAACCCCCUGCUGGAGGCCUUUGGCAAUGCCAAGACUGUGAGGAAUGACAACUCCUCACGUUUUGGUAAAUUCAUUCGGAUUCACUUUGGAACAACAGGCAAGCUAGCCUCUGCAGAUAUCGAAACCUAUCUUCUGGAGAAAUCCAGAGUGACUUUCCAGCUGGCCAGUGAAAGGAGCUAUCAUAUUUUUUACCAGAUAAUGUCCAACAAGAAGCCGGAGCUUAUUGAUCUCCUCCUUAUCUCCACCAACCCCUACGACUUCCCCUACGUGAGCCAAGGAGAAGUCACCGUUGCCAGUAUUGACGACAGCGAGGAGCUGCUGGCGACGGAUGUGAGUGUAGCAGAGCACGCCCGGGGCAACCCGGCCGCCGGACUGGCGGCAGCCGG
Messenger RNA from Eurypyga helias (sunbittern), 1040 nucleotides. Its product is annotated as myosin-13-like. Gene Ontology annotation, molecular function: actin filament binding; microfilament motor activity; ATP binding. Gene Ontology annotation, cellular component: actin cytoskeleton; cytoplasm; myosin complex. The annotation marks the transcript as partial. Gene Ontology annotation, biological process: actin filament organization; vesicle transport along actin filament. The transcript is spliced from 9 exons. The record is from RefSeq and is a predicted model, not a curated record. Lineage: Eukaryota; Metazoa; Chordata; Aves; Eurypygiformes; Eurypygidae.